AUGCGCUGGUGUACACUAAGGCACCUAUUUAGUGUAAGUCUUACAGUCUUGAAGUAGUAUUCUAAUCCUAAUUUUCUAGAUAUCCACAGUUAUCCUUCUAGUUGACGCUGGGUUGGAAUGUGAUCCAACUUCCAAUCUCAAGAAACCCGAUCCAAGCAGUCCUGAAUCAUAUCUAUACUGUAAUUUGGAAGGGUAAGCUAAACAUAAAUUAAUGCCUGCUAUCCUAAACCUCAUCACAAUCUUUAGAUCUUUCUCGAAACGAAAAUGCGCUAGCGGAAAGAUUUUCAAUGGCGAAUCCGGAGAAUGUGACUCUCUUAUGCAAGCCGACGAUCCGAUUGACGAUAUUUUUUCGCAACCAUUUUUCCAGGCCCCAGGUACAGUAUUGAUCUACCUCAACUAUUAUUGAUCUGACCAUUUACAGAUGACCUGUGCGGAGAAGGCAUCCCGUUGACCAUUCUCUCUGCCCCAGUUACCUGCAACCCAUCGAUCAGCAGUUGUCCGGAUGGUAAACCUUUUCUUUCCAUACUUCUUGCUAGUUUUCCUAGGAGAUCAUUUCAGGAUACACGUGUCAGUUCUACGAACGCACCGGCUCCAGCUACUGCUGUCAAAACCCGACGCCAACCGCAAAGAGCUCGACUGAUAAGAUCAACUGCGGCGAGGGAAGAGUUACAUACGUCGAGGUGAGCCCUUUAUCGUGUUUGUCCGGCGUUGCUUCACGGACUGUUUGCUCAAUUUCAUCAUAAACUUUCGCUAGGUGGUCAGCGACCGGAUUCGAAAUAGUGACUUGGCCGGGAAAAAGGAAAUGAUUCUUUGUUCCAAAGGCAUGCAGAAAACGAAUUUGAAUCAAAAGAUCUCAAAUAUUUGCCUACUUGCUCAUUUCUUUUUUCGGUUUGCAGAUGGCCACCGGCAAACCACGUUCAUGUGUUCUCUCCAACGACAACUCGUGCCCGACUGGUUUCGGAUGCACUCUCGUCGCCGGGACCACCACAAGAUGCUGUGCCAAGGAUAUGGGAUGUGCCAUCAACUCGGCGCCUCAACUCAGAGGUUCGAACCCAGUUGAGUGCUCGCCAAGUGACGGAAGCUCGUGUAAAAACGGAUAUGUGUGCAGCAAGAGCCAAUACUUGAACAAAUUUAUCUGUUGCUCGAAUCCGGAUGGCGAGAUAAUGGGUGAGUAAUACGAUCUUGUCCCGCCGCACCUUCUCUUGUCUUGUUGACGGAGAGAAUGCAGGCCAAGAAUCGAAAUCACAACAAAAGCAAUUCAUUUUCCUCCUCCUAUUUAGGCUCCUGCCCCGGAGGUGAGACACCACUUGAGAACAUCCAAUGCUCUGCAACCAAGCCGUGCCCGAACGGAUUCUCUUGCAACGAUAAAAAAUGCUGUCCGUACGCGAGCGUGUGCCCGGCCGGAGCCCCAUUGAACAACGGGCCCAUGAAGUGCAGUGAGAAUGCUCCGUGCCCGGAGGGUCAUUCGUGUGUGAGCAACGCUGGCAUCCAGUACUGUUGCCCGGCUAAAGAGAAAGUGUGCUCUCUGCCCAGAAACGGAGGAGUUCAGUGUGCUUCCACCAUGAAAUCCUCAAACCGCUACUAUUUCGACAUUGCCACCGCCACGUGCCGUUCUUUCAAAUUCACUCAAUGCGGAGGAAAUGCCAACAAUUUCGGAUCGCUGGAAGAGUGCGAGGGGUUCUGUGUUGACACACAAUGUCCGAAUGGUCAGGCUCAUCGAAUCGGCGCUGUGAAUGCCAAUUGCGCGCUCGCCCAGGCAGACACUUGCCCAAAUCAGCACUUUUGUCAACUUCCGCUUUUCGGCCCUAGCCCCAUUUGCUGUCCAACUCCGGAAUUGACGUGCAAUGAAAUGGUUUCCGCGGGAACUCCGUGCUUUGGCAGGGGACUCACCAUUCAGAGAUAUUAUUUCAAUCCUUCAACACAGUGAGUUAUCGGCAUGUGAGACUGGUUUGUAUGAUUAUGAUUUUCAGAAAAUGUCAACCAUUCCACUACUAUGGAUGCAGUGGAAACGGUAACAACUUCGAAACUAUCGAUCAAUGCCAAAACUUCUGUCUUCACUCUUCUGAUAACGGUCUGUCUCAAUUCCCAUCCCACCAGUCUAACUCAAAAAUAACUCAACAUUUUCAGCUUGCGAUGGCCUCACCCCAUUGAAGAAUCCAAACUCCGAGCUUCAACGAUGCAGUGACGAGGAUCCGUGCCCGGCUGGCUAUGAAUGCAACGAAUCCUCGUUCUGUUGCCCAAGCUCUGAAAACGCAUGCAAUGCUAACAUGUCCCGUGGAAACGGAUGCAAAGGAUCCACUCAAAGAAGCAUGUGGUUCUACGACAAAUCGAAGAAGAAGUGCUCGCAGUUUGUCUACAACGGUUUGCAUUUUGUUUGUGAUUCUUUUACAAUGAACUCUUUGCUUGCAGGUUGUGGAGGAACCGCUAACCGUUUUACCAACAAAAACGCAUGUACCGAGACAUGCGUGCAGUCCAGCGCCUACGGAUUGUGUCCAAGAGGAAUGACCCCAUUCACCGAGGAAGGAGAAAUCACCCCGAAGAGCUGUACUCUGAACGUCAGAGCCACGUGCCCAAAUGCUGCUUCCUGUGUCAAGUCGUCGACGAACCAGCCGAUCUGCUGUAAGGCCGUCACUGCCUGCCCCAACAACCGUCUUCCCUACAACAUUCCUGGCACCAACUCCGUCGUUGCCUGCAGUAUCGAGCGUGACGACUGCCCCGAAGACUUCCAGUGCUUGGAAUCCGCCACAGUCCCCGGCUUCCACAUGUGCUGCUCGGAACCGCAGCCAUCUUCUCAAAGACCCGUGAGACCACUCCCACCACCACCGGCGCCUAGAAACCGCAAGCCAUUCGAGCCGGACAGCUUCGCGGAACUUCUCUCCAACAUAUCACCAUGCCCACCACAACUCUUCAGCAGCGGACAAAGCUGCACUGUCAACCAGGUCGGAGACUGCCCCAAGAAUCACAUCUGCUUCCGUGAUAUUGGUUACAAACAAGGAUCCUGCUGCCGAACUACUCCGCCAAAGUGCAGUCAAAGAGGUUACGUGCCGGUGUUCCUCGACAAAACUCAAGUGCAAGUAUGUCAAGUGGAUAUUGACGGAUGUCCGGAAGACUCAAAGUGCAUGACAUCUAGCGUGGCGAAGCUCGCAAUCUGCUGCCAGAAAUAUCAACCGCCGAGCCCGAACAACCGACCAGCAAACAGAGGAGUCAACCAAGGAUCGACCUCAAACAACAACCACAACAACAAUAACAAGGGAGCAAUGUGUGCCAAUGGCGAGACACCGUUCCGCGGCGUCGACAAUAAAUUCCAAGAGUGCAACUUCGUCCACAACACUUGUCCGUCGGGAUACCAAUGCGAGUUUUCGUCCACCGGUCAAGCCGUCUGCUGCACAAACUCGAAUCUGAUCCGUUGUCCAGCCGGAUCUUCGGUCUUCGAGUACGGAGGAAGACCAUUGGCUUGCCCAGCUGGAAGUAGCAAGUGUCCCCAAGGAUACGCGUGCAUGGCAUCCACAAACCCUCAACAUCAUCUCUGCUGCUCUUCUGGAAUUGGAAUGGGAGCUUCUCAGCCACAAUGCUUGCGUGGAGUCGCUUACGUCAGUCCUGUCACCAACCAAAGACAGUUCUGCUCUCCAAUGCGAAACGAUUGUCCAGCCGGAUACACAUGCUUCGAGUCCGAUCAGUCUUCCCAAUUCAUCUGCUGCACUCACGGUGAUCUCAGCGACCGAUUCCAAGGGUAUUGCCCACCUCGCCAGAUUCCGUACAUCUCAAGAGACGGAUUCCCACCAACCUGCCACAUGCAGCUCUCUCCAUGCCCAACAACUGCUCCAUACGUUUGCAUCUACUCUCCAGAGAAGCAAGACUCCUACUGCUGUGCUCCAAUCGAUACUGCUGUUCACGUGGUGACUCCAGAUCGUGGAUUUGCUUCUCCUGCCAAGAACGUUGAUCAAUUCGAGACACCUGAAGAACCCGUGUCUAAUGUUCCUGGCAUGACACAGACGUUCCCUGGAGGACCACCAGCCGCAGGAAUGGGACCGAUAGGAAUGCCUGAUCCAAUUCCUGGCGUCGAUAAUACCAGAGUAUUGCCACCAGCUUUGGCGCAAGCUGAGAUGGAGAAGAAGAUUCGCGAGCAGUUUGCCAACAAGGAUGGAAAUGUCAAUACUAACUUUGGAACCUUUGGAAACUUUGGAAAUAACGGAAAUCCAAUCGGCGGAGGAGUCAGCUCUGACCAAUUCAAUGAGAUGGGAUCCCGAAGCGGAUGUCCACUCGGAUCCCGCCCACUCAUCGGAUUCAACCAGCAAAUCACCGAAUGCUCCCAACAACCGUGCCCUGACGGAUUCUCCUGUGUGUUCGCCGAAAAAGACAACCGAUUCCAGUGCUGCUCGUCCGUUUCUAUCAUGCUGGCUGUUAACAAACCUGUUAACAAGCAAGCGACUCCAACUCCCUCGCCAACCGGACAAAUUGAGUGCCCGCCUGGAUUUUUCAACAUGGAUGGAAAGUGUUUGAAGAGUAAGUUUCAUUCAGAAAUUCUGGUUUUAUGCAAAUUUUCUAUUUCAGUUCUAUUCGCCGGUCAAAAGGGAUGCAUCUCCAAUGAACAGUGCAGCAACCGCGAGGCCAACUCCACUUGCGAUAACGGAUACUGUAUCUGUCCAACUGCCAAGCCACUUGUUCAUGGUGGAAAGUGCAUUGCUUCCUGUCCUGAAGGAUUUGCCAACAUUGCCGGAAGAUGCUACGACCCGACCACGGUCAUUUUCAUGGACUCUGUGGAUGAGCGAAAGAACGGAACGAUUGGAGGAUACUGUCUUGAGACGCUGAUCGAGGAGAAGAGAUGUCUGGUGCAAAACAGUUAUUGCUCGGAGAAGACGGUCACGUGUACCUGCCAACUUGGUUAUGAACUCGUGAUGAACUUUGAUAAUAAGGACGACAAGGGCAAUUGCAAGAAAAACACCGACUCCAAGUACCAUGACAUCAAGGCUACAACUGCUUCUCCGUUUGAUGAUGAACUCUAUUUCAUUGAUAUCAGUAAGUUGUAUCAUUCUUCUCUUGAAAAUGACUAAUAGCCCUUUGAUUACAGGCUCAAUGAACCACGAAAGUCCUAUGAACGAUACGGGAGUGGAAAGUGAAGAUUUGAACAAGUAUCUCUUCCAAUCCGACGAAAUGAUCCCAGUUUUUGCCUAA
Messenger RNA from Caenorhabditis sp. 36 PRJEB53466, 5172 nucleotides. Lineage: Eukaryota; Metazoa; Nematoda; Chromadorea; Rhabditida; Rhabditidae. The record is from the annotation of a GenBank genome assembly.